ACCGCUGAGUAAUGAGGCUAAGGAGCUUUGGGGUGUGAAGUAAGGUGCAAAAUUUGAGCUCAACAAAGUUUAUAAUGGCGCAGAGAAGGGGGUUCUUUGUUUUCAUGGUGACCAUGACUUGGAUGAUUGGUGAUGGGUUUAGCGAUUUUGGGGAUUGGCUGAGUGGCCAUGCUACGUUUUAUGGUGGAAGCGAUGCCUCAGGCACAAUGGGUGGAGCAUGUGGCUAUGGAAACCUUUAUAGCCAAGGCUAUGGCACCAACACUGCAGCAUUGAGCACAGCUUUGUUCAACGAUGGCUUGAGCUGCGGAGCAUGUUAUGAGCUGAAGUGUGUAAAUGAUCCAAAGUGGUGUCUCACAGCCACAAUUGUGGUCACGGCCAGCAAUUUUUGCCCCCCAAACUAUGCCCUACCAAAUGACAAUGGUGGGUGGUGUAACCCACCCUUGCAGCACUUUGACCUCGCCGAGCCCGCCUUCCUGCAAAUGGCUAAGUACCGAGCCGGGAUUGUGCCCGUGGCUUUUCGAAGAGUGCCAUGUUUGAGAAAAGGAGGAAUUCGGUUCACCAUCAAUGGUUUCUCCUACUUUAACUUGGUGUUGAUCACAAAUGUGGGUGGUGCUGGUGAUGUGCAUGCAGUCUCAAUCAAGGGCUCAAGAGGAGGGUGGCAAACAAUGUCUAGGAAUUGGGGCCAAAAUUGGCAGAGCAACUCCUUCCUAAAUGGCCAAAGCUUAUCAUUCCAAGUCACCACAAGUGAUGGAAAGACAGUUAUUAGCUACAAUGUUGCCCCUUCUAAUUGGCAUUUUGGACAGUCCUUUGUUGGGGUCCAAUUUUGAAUAUAAUCAUCCAUCUCUCUCUCUCUAUCCACAUACAUGUAUUGAAUGUAGUAAGGCAUUCUAGCAUAUCACUUAUCUCUUUUUCUCUCUGGUGCUUGAUUUUUCUUCCUGUCCUUCUCACAUGAACAUACAUUUUGAGGGCAUCUCAAUCGAUGAUCUAGUGAGAAAGUUAUGACCAAAAUACUAGAUGUGUGUAAAAUACCUGAGAUCUUCAUCAA
This is a messenger RNA of Amborella trichopoda, 1045 nucleotides long. Its product is annotated as expansin-A8. Gene Ontology annotation, cellular component: extracellular region. The record is from RefSeq and is a predicted model, not a curated record. Gene Ontology annotation, biological process: plant-type cell wall organization. Lineage: Eukaryota; Viridiplantae; Streptophyta; Magnoliopsida; Amborellales; Amborellaceae.